GCUCGUCGAUUAUUCAAGUGAUUAGUACAUAGUUCGGGUGCACAAAAUGCUGCAACAGAAUCAAUCGUCAUCAUCACCGUUGCUCCUUCAUUUGAAUGAUGUUAUCAAGUCCACGAAUUCCACACCGACACCCACACUCACACCCACACACACCGUAAUCGCCGUGCGUCCGCAACGUCCGUCAUCUCCACGCCAAUUCUUCGAGCGUCUCUACGGUCAUCUUGAGACGCGCACCCACAACAACAACAACAACAACAGUGAAAACGGAGACAUCGAUGUGGGCACCCACAUCGAGACUCCUUACCAGAGCGAUGGGGGCAGUGUUUCCUCGCCGGAUGUAUCCAUCAGUGAUGAGCGCGUCUCGUUAAUCAGUUUUCCGCCUUAUGAGCUGCAUCCGCCACCGUCGGACUAUAAUACCUACAGAGCUUUAUCGAAUGGAACUUCGCCUACGGUUCUCCCUUAUACGGCCUUCCCGAGUGAUCCUCACAUUACGGCCGGAUUUUCCGCAUUUCUGGCGCGACGUCGUCGCAAGGAGGGACGCCAGAGACGCCAGCGUACCACGUUCAGCACGGAGCAGACACUCCGCCUGGAGGUGGAGUUCCAUCGCAACGAGUAUAUAUCGAGAAGUCGACGCUUUGAGCUGGCGGAAACGUUGCGUCUCACAGAGACACAGAUCAAGAUCUGGUUCCAGAAUCGACGGGCCAAGGAUAAGCGCAUUGAGAAGGCCCAAAUUGAUCAGCACUACAGGAACUUUGUCGUGGCCAAUGGUUUUAUGAGCACUAUUAUGGGCCAGACCAGUUACGCGACGGCUGCCCCAGCAAGCAGCGCAGCGGCAGCGACGCCGACGGCAACAAUGCUUGCCACAAACGGUGGCGUGGGCUACUAUGGAGCACCUGGAGGAUUACAGAGCCUGUUGCCAGCGCCGCUGCCAAAGGACUCAGUCAUCAACAACAACGUGACUCGUGAUCGUGCCGAUAUUAAUUAUGCCAACAUUGAGGAUCAACAUCUCCAUCAUCAGCACGAACUGCAUUCCAAUUUGCAACAGCAGAACCAGCAGCCGCAGCAGCAGCAUCGACGCAGUCGCUUUCUGCCUCCGCCGACGCUGAUCAAUUCGUGUUAGCAUUCUCAAAAUUUGUCUAAUUUAAUAGAGCUUUAAAUCAUU
Drosophila grimshawi is the source of this 1162-nucleotide messenger RNA. RefSeq names its product homeobox protein rough (gene ro). The coding region runs from base 47 to 1120 and encodes 357 amino acids. Lineage: Eukaryota; Metazoa; Arthropoda; Insecta; Diptera; Drosophilidae. The transcript is spliced from 3 exons. Gene Ontology annotation, biological process: regulation of DNA-templated transcription. Gene Ontology annotation, molecular function: DNA binding; DNA-binding transcription factor activity, RNA polymerase II-specific. The record is from RefSeq and is a predicted model, not a curated record.